Drosophila mauritiana is the source of this 1084-nucleotide messenger RNA. It is a transcript of the gene MSBP, whose product is annotated as membrane-associated progesterone receptor component 1. Bases 276 to 1022 code for a protein of 248 amino acids. NCBI's taxonomy places the organism in Eukaryota, Metazoa, Arthropoda, Insecta, Diptera, Drosophilidae. Gene Ontology annotation, cellular component: endomembrane system; membrane. The record is from RefSeq and is a predicted model, not a curated record. The transcript is spliced from 4 exons.
AAGACCUUUAACCUACUAAAAUCAUUGUCACAAUUUUCAUAAGUAGUUCGUAAAAUUGUAAAUACAGUAAGUCGCAAAAGGUCGGUGCUGCUGAGCAAUAAAGAUAUUAAUUUAUGAAAUCAUUGUUGCGCAGCAAAAAUUGAUCAGAGGAAUAUGAAAAUAAUCGAAUCGAGACGGCACGUCUAAAAGUAUACACAAUUCGCAGGUUGAUGUACAAUAUUGUAACAUUCAGUGCAUAGCAACAUCCAGUGCAGCAAGUAAACUAACCGAACAAGAUGGAUUCCAAAGUGGGUGCAGAUCCUAGUUCGGCCUACGACAAAGAAAUCGGCAACAAUCUAAACAACGAUGAUUCCUCAUUUCUGGGCAACAUAAUCCGCGAAAUCCUGUACAGUCCAAUGAACCUGGCCCUCCUGGCAAUCAUCUGCUUCCUGGUCUAUAAAAUCGUUCGGGAUCGCACCGAAGUGCCAUCCGUGGGCGUUGCAAAGCCAUCCGAACCGGAGUUACCCAAAAUCCGACGCGAUUUCACUGUGAAGGAGCUUCGCCAGUACGAUGGAACUCAGCCGGAUGGCCGGGUUUUGGUCGCCGUCAAUGGAAGCGUUUACGAUGUCAGCAAAGGAAGGCGUUUUUACGGUCCAGGUGGACCCUACGCAACUUUUGCGGGAAGAGAUGCCUCCCGAAACUUGGCCACUUUCAGCGUGGUUUCAAUUGACAAGGAUGAAUACGAUGACCUGAGCGAUUUAAGUGCCGUGGAAAUGGACUCUGUGCGGGAAUGGGAAAUGCAGUUCAAGGAAAAAUAUGAGCUGGUUGGAAAGCUAUUGCGCAAGGGCGAGGAACCAACCAACUAUGACGAUGAUGAGGACGAGGAGAAUGUUAACAAUGAUGAACAAGAGCGAAAGAACCUACCCAAGUCGAAAACUGAGACUGAUGACACCAAACAAGAAAAGGAAAGUCACAUUUUGCAAGGCAAUGCAACAAACAAAAAAAACGCACAAGAUCAGCCCAUUUCUUCUACCGACUGUUAGCGAAUCGGGUUUUUUGUUUUGCUUUUGGAUGUGGCUGUAGUAGUUUAUUUUCGGUUAGAAAC